ACCAGCAGCAGCAACCACAAUCACAAUCACAACAACAACAAGGCAAAAACAAACCUACGUAAAGUAAAGGCGAAAGUAUAACCACGCCCAUUGGCGCUACCGUUCGCCCCACUAAACCACCACGCACCACUCGAUAUUGUAACUGUGUGUUUCUCGUCUCAAGUGCUUCGAAUGUGAAGCAACGCUGUUGUUGCUCUUGGAAUCAUCAUCCACUACGAUCAUGUCCAAGACAAGUAAAAACAAUCACAACAGCCACAGCAACAGCAGCUGCAACAGUAGCAGUCAACACAAUAAUCGUCGGCAUUUGCCAGUGCCGGCGUCUGCCUCCCUCCUCGAGGACAGUGAAUCCUUUCUGCAGUACAGCGACAGCGAGAAGAAGCCGCCGCCAAUUGUGGUUGUCGUCGGCGAUGGCAGGAGUCGUGUGCGUCGCGUGGUACGCACAGCCACGCGGCACGUGACAGUUGUGAGCCUGUCGACGCGCCACAAGGAGACGCAAACGCACACCUCGCACCAUGUGACGGCUGUCAGCUUUCCCCAGAAGAGCAUUGAGCGCAGCGGCUCCACCCAAUAUGAUCUGGCUGGAGCACCGGUGGCUGCCACACACGGCUCCAGCAGCUCGACCACGGACAGCGUCGGUGGUUAUGUUUACCUGCAGAAUCAUUAUGCGGCUGGCGGUGUUGGUGGUGGUCAUAAUAAUGCCGCUACCAUCAAUUAUCCCGCACCACAGCAUCCACAGAUGAUCUAUCAGAUCCAGCAGUAUCCCACGUGCCAUCAGCAGCAGCAGCAGCAGCAACAACAGCAGCAGCAGCAACACCUGCAACAGCAGCACUAUAUGCAACUGCAGGCGGCACCAGGGGGCGCUGGCCAUUACCAUCAUCACAAUCAUCACCUGCUGCACAAUCACCAUGGGCAUCAUCAUCAUCAUGGUGGCGCUGUAGUCAUUGCUGGCAGUGGCGUCGGCACCGGUGCCGGAGCAGCAGCUGCCGUCGUGUUGCAACAACAGCAGCAGCAGCAGCAUCAACAAAACAUGCACAAAAAGAACUCCAUACGCAACGGUGGCGAUGUUCUCAAGCGCACGCGCGCCCAGUCAGCCUACGAGCUAUCGCAGGAUCUGCUGGACAAACAGAUCGAGCUGCUGGAACGCAAAUACGGCGGAGUUCGGGCGCGCAAUGCGGCGGUCACAAUUCAGCGCGCCUUCCGACACUACAUGAUGGUCAAGAAAUUUGCCUCCAUUACAGCAAUGGCCAAGGCUGAGAAGCGUCUCAGCCGGCGCAUGGUCGUCACCGCAUCGAGCAUGACGCUCGCGGAGGAGAGCGCGAAUGCCUCGUUAUCAUCUGCCUAUGGCAGCACCACAGAAUCUCAGCUCGAGCAGCAGCAGCAACAGCUGCAGCAGGCGGCUCAGCAGCAGCAGCCACGUGUCACCAUUAUGGCUGGUCCGCCGGGCGCUGCCUCGCCAGGUCUGUCCAGGACGCCACCGACACGUUCGCUGUCGAUGCGCGAGCGUCGCCAACUGGACUGCAGUCCCAUACCACGCAGUCAAUCGGGCGCCUCACCCGUCUCCAUAACCAGCUCCAACACCUCCAUUUCCGGCUUGGCCUCGCAUCCGCACGUAAACCUGUUGCAUGCCGCCGAGCCGCAUUAUUACAACACUCAGGCAAUGCCCUCGGCAGCGGCAUAUUACACCAGCUACCAUGGAUCGCCGCAUGAGUUGAGCUAUGCCAGCUCGGCGGACACCUCGCUGAAUGCGUCGUGGGUGAACACGAGCGGACACUCGCCACACACGCCCUACUAUUCGGCGGCACAGAUCUAUAUGCGACCCAAGGGUGGCAGCACAACGCCAACGCCCAGCUGCGGCAGUCAGGGCAGCGGCAGUGGUGGCAGCAGCAGCAAGAAGGUACCACCGGAGGUGCCCAAGCGCACCUCCUCCAUCACCGCACAGCAGCAGAGCCAGCUGCUGAUGAUGCAGCGACAGACGCCGCCGCCACCCUCCCUGCUGCGCACCAAUGGACUCUGCAAGACCGCCGAGAAUGGCAGCUUGACCUCCGUGCAGAGCUCUGGCUCUGAUUCGAGCGUCACGUCAGCGGAGCGGAAUAUCAACAGUGAUCUGGGCUCGGAUCGCAGCAACUCGCCACACACGUGGAAACGUGGCACUGCCCUCAAUAGCUCACAGCAGUUCUCCACGCAUUCGGCGGACUCGACAACUGGCGUUGGUGGAGUCGGCGUUGGCGUUGGUGUCUGCGUCUCUGGCCAAAUGCAGGCGGCAGUUGUGGCAGCCACAACUGUUGGCGGUGUGCCGCCAACCGAUGAUCAUGCCGUUUCCUCGCACACCAGCGCCGCACAGUACGAGCAGCACGAGCAGCAGCAGCACGAACAGCAGCAGCUGCAAGCAGCCGCUUCAGCUGUGGGCGUGGCACAGAACUACAAGAUGUCGGAGACGAUACGGAAGCGUCAGUAUCGCGUCGGUCUCAAUCUGUUCAACAAGAAGCCGGAGAAGGGCAUCACAUACUUGAUUCGUCGUGGUUUCCUCGAGAAUACGCCACAAGGUGUUGCACGCUUCCUGAUCACACGCAAGGGACUCUCGCGGCAGAUGAUCGGCGAGUAUCUGGGCAAUCUACAGAAUCAGUUCAAUAUGGCGGUGCUGGGCUGCUUUGCCAUGGAACUGGAUUUGUCUGGGCGACAGGUGGAUGUGGCGCUGCGCAAAUUCCAGGCCUAUUUCCGUAUGCCGGGCGAGGCCCAAAAGAUUGAGCGACUGAUGGAGAUCUUCUCGCAGCGCUACUGCGAAUGCAAUGCAGAUAUUGUCGGCAGACUGAGAUCAUCCGAUACGAUCUUUGUGCUGGCAUUUGCCAUCAUCAUGCUGAACACGGAUCUGCAUACGCCAAAUUUGAAGCCGGAGCGUCGCAUGCGCGUCGAGGACUUUAUCAAGAAUUUGCGCGGCAUUGAUGACUGUCACGAUAUCGACAAGGAUAUGCUUAGUGGCAUUUUCGAGCGCGUCAAGUCGGAUGAAUUUAAGCCGGGCAGCGAUCACGUCACCCAAGUGAUGAAGGUCCAAGCGACCAUUGUCGGCAAGAAGCCGAAUCUUGCGUUGCCGCAUCGUCGCUUGGUCUGCUAUUGCCGACUGUAUGAAAUACCCGAUGUGAACAAGAAGGAACGUCCUGGCGUCCAUCAGCGUGAGGUGUUCCUGUUCAACGAUCUGCUGGUCAUCACCAAAAUCUUUAGCAAGAAGAAAACAUCUGUGACGUACACGUUCCGCAACAGUUUCCCGCUCUGCGGCGCCGUUGUCAGCCUGCUGGACUUGCCCAACUAUCCAUUCUGCAUUCAGCUGUCGCAGAAGGUCGACGGCAAAAUUCUAAUCACAUUCAAUGCGCGCAACGAGCACGAUCGCUGCAAGUUUGCCGAGGAUCUCAAGGAGUCUAUCAGUGAAAUGGAUGAAAUGGAAUCGCUGCGCAUUGAGGCGGAACUGGAGCGUCAGAAAUCGGCACGCAAUCGCGCCCCAAACAAUGCCGAUAAUCGUGACAGUGGCGUUGCCGAUGUGGAGGUGUGUCCUUGUCCCUAUCAGCCAGGUGGCACUCAGGCUGCCGGCGAGCAGGCGGCCAACUCGACGGAUUCCACACAGCUGAAGCGCAGCGCGCUCAGCAACAGUCUGCUGGACAUGCACGAGCAAUUUGGCAAUGAGAAGCCACAGCGACGUGGCAGCGUUGGCUCCUUGGAUAGCGGCAUGAGCAUCUCAUUCCAAUCCACAACCACAUCGAGUGCAUCGCGGGAAAAUGCAGCGGCAAUUGCAGCUGCCGCCAAUGCAGCCAAUGCAGCGUCCAAGAUCCGUUUCAAUCUUCAAGCCACAACCAGCAAUGUGUAUGCCGCACCUGGAAUGCAGGCCUAUACGCAUGCCAACUUCGUGCAGCAGUCGCAGGCGUCGUAUUUGCUGCAGCAACAACAGAUGCUGCAACAGCAGCAGCUGGCACAGGCUCAAAUGCAGGCUCAUGCCCAGGCACAAGCUCAAGCGCAGGCUCAAGCUCAGGCUCAAGCUCAGGCCCAGGCUCAAGCGCAGGCGCAGUCGGGCGCUGUGGUCAUGGGACGCAUACCAGGACGUGAGCGGAAGGCUUCGCGUUCGGAUGACUCGCGCUCCACAGAGGUCUAAAGUUAGGCGCAACAUUUGUACAUUGAGUUCUGCAGCUAGCGACUAAUAUAUAUAAACAUAUAUGAUAUUUGUAUGAUCCAAAUCGAAACGAACCGAACCGAACCGAUCGCCAUUUUUUUCAAAAGCACCUAACACCUAACAAAAACAACAAAAAACAGCAGCUCUACAUUAUGAAUUCUUAAAAUGUUCCUUCGUUCUCUGCUAAUAUUAUUAAUGUAUAUAAAUGACAUAUUUUGUCGAUUAACGCGAUUCAAACAAAUACGGUUUAAGUAAGUUUUCAAAACUAAUUGUACAUACUACACAUACUACAUUUAUAUAUAUAUACAUAUAUAUAUAUCUAUCUAAUAUCUCUAUAUCUACAUACAAAUAUGUAUUCAAAUACCCCCUAUGAUAAACGCAAACUCGGGCAUUGCAUAACUCGGGACUGCAGGCAGGUAGCUAUGAAUACCCUCCCCUUGGCAGUUAAUAACAUUGCUAGCAUUUUUUCUUUUGUAUCUAAUCCCGUUCAAUCGACAAGUACACAUACGAUAUACUUAAAACAGUAGUUCUCUAAAACUAAAACCAACCAACCAAGCCACUACCGAUAAGUGCGCGCUUUGUAAAUUACAUAUUUCUUAUCCCACAAUUAUGUUUUUGUUUAACUAAAAAAACGAUCGUAUAUACCGCGUGUGUGUGUAUAUACCAGGAAUAUUAACUUAAAAGCAAUUAGCUAUAAUUAUUCAUAUUUAUAGAGCCAAAACUACCCAAAACCUAAAAUAUUAAAUAAUAAUUAUAAUAAAUCGCAAAAGUGUAUGGAAAA
Molecule: messenger RNA, 4934 nt
Organism: Drosophila grimshawi
Lineage: Eukaryota; Metazoa; Arthropoda; Insecta; Diptera; Drosophilidae
Product: IQ motif and SEC7 domain-containing protein 1
Exons: 6
Coding region: 221-4135 (1304 amino acids)
Biological process (GO): actin cytoskeleton organization; regulation of ARF protein signal transduction
Molecular function (GO): protein binding; guanyl-nucleotide exchange factor activity
Source: RefSeq, a predicted model, not a curated record